GAUCCGGGAGCUGGGACUCGUCAGCAGCACCAACAAUGGAAACAGUUGCUUCUUGCAGCUGCUCUGUGCUUUCCCUGAACUCUGCAUUCCCUCAGCCCCUGCAGAUUUUGGCAAACGGGUGUACCAAGGAGUGCGAGUGAAACACACGGUCAAGGAUCUCCUGGCUGAAAAGCGAUCCCGGCAGAGCAGCGGCUCCCGGUUCAGCGGCAGCACCAGCGCAGCGCAGUCACCCUUUGGCCAAAUGCCAGGCUCACCCACCCCGCCUGGUUUCUACGGCAUCCGCAGAUCCUUCCCAACCGAGCUGGAUUUCCACAGCACCAAGCAGUUUGUCAGUGAUGUCUACUCCUCCCCUCUGGGCUCCAAGCCCUUCUCCUGUGACUCCUCUUCCCCCCAGGGCUACCCAGCACUCCUGGAGCCCUAUCUCAGCGAGCAGUUUGGGGAUCACCGUGCUCCUCCUCUCCCAGCUGGCACCAGCUCCUUCUUCAACCCUCCGGCCGUGGCCCCUCUCCUGCCACCGUUCCCCAGCGACACGGGGCCCUUCCUGCUCAGAGAGCCCUGGGAGCAGACCUCACCCGAGAGCCUCAGCCAGUCUGACAGUGCCUGCUCCGACCCUCUGCAGGCGCUCCCUGCCAGCUCCAGCUGCCCGUCCCUGCCCGAAUCCGGAGGUGUUUCCCCAUUCCGUGGCUCAAGCUGGAGCCCAGCCAUCCCUGGAACCCAGCCCUACCCUCUGCACCCCCUUGAAGACGUCCACUACUCGCCCAGCUACGCUGCCAGCUCGCCCUACAGCUUGUCCCCGUUCAUGGCCGUGGCCAACGAGGCCUCCAGGAUGAGCCACCUGUGCCCGGAGCAGCCCUCGGAGCCACCACACCUUCCUGACCACUCUGCCUGGGCUAAAGAGGAUGGAAGUGCCCUCUGGGGGACUUAUGAAGGCAGGAGAACUUAUUGAGGAGAGAGAAGAGCUGGAGGAAAGAGAAACAGACCAUUAUUGAAGCAGGUUUUGAAUUACUGAAUUAUUGAAGCUCUUUCCUAAACUGCUCCUUCAAACGUGAUGCUUUGUGCUCUGGUUAGAAAUACAACCAUUGGACACGCCACAAUUAGCUCAGAGUGGUGCCUUGCGAAAGGAAUUUCCCCCUGUCCCACCGUGCCACAAGUA
Messenger RNA from Cyanistes caeruleus (blue tit), 1153 nucleotides. Lineage: Eukaryota; Metazoa; Chordata; Aves; Passeriformes; Paridae. The record is from RefSeq and is a predicted model, not a curated record.